AUGAGCUCCACCGAGCCAGCCCGCCGCUCGGCAAAGCAUGUGGCCGCCUUGCGUCACCAGCAUCUGGGACAACAGCAAUCAAGCAUGGAUCCGCCCUCCCAUACGCCUACGCCUGCUGCAAAGGUGGCCAUCCCGCCGCUACGUCCCAGACUGGAUCCAGCACCUCCACCCUCGGCUGCCGAAAAGAGGCGCACGCCCAAGGCUUGUGUCGAGUGUCGGACUAGGAAAAUCAAGUGUAACGGCAAGCGCCCUACCUGUGAGCAUUGCGAGCAGUGCCAAAUUCCCUGCGUGUACGCCGAGGGCAAACGAGAGCAGAACAAAAGAGCUACAGAACGGAGCGACCGCCUGCUACAACUUCUCGGUGACAUCUCCCGCGAAGUAUCUCUUCCCCCACACCUUCAGCAAAAGAUUCGAGCAAUUGAGUCUGAGUCGACUCAGAUCCUGGAAGAUGAUACGUCUGUACGCUCCCUCCAGACCAUAGCCUCAAAGAGGCGGCGCAAGUCGUCUGGCAGUGCCGUUCCCGAAAAGCUUCCCAGAUCCUCAUCGCCUACCUUACAAGGGGAGGCCGAUGUCUCCGCAGACGUUGGCUCCGAGGAGUCUGUGGACAUUAUUGAAGAGGACUUCAACCGCUCUGAGAAGGCUAGGGCCACUGGUUUCAUUGGCAAAAAUUCCGAGGUUGCCUGGGCCCGUCGUCUUUCCCAAGCCCAGCACGGGGGCAUAGAAAACGACGUACGGGGCAAUUCGUACGGCAAGCCCGGUAAGAGUGAGGAAGCCCAGAGAGAUCGCCUGAGCGCGAGAAAGGAGCGCCAUGCUGCUGAAACUCAGAAACAUCCUCCCAUAUCUGACUUCACCUAUCACCUGGAUACGGAAAAUGUCCUUACCUUUGAUCAUGUCGACAAAGAUGAGCUUCCACCACCACAGGUUGCUCGACAUCUACUAGAUCACUAUAUGGACACAGUUCAAGAUGCGCUGCCAAUCCUCUCCAAAUCCGUCUUCCUAGACCAAUAUCGGCGGUACUCUCGUGCAAAGAACCCAGAAAGCUUGCCUGCAACAUGGCGUGCCAUAUUGAAUAUGGUGUUUGCCAUUGGUGCUAAAUUUUCUCAUCUAGUAAAUGCCCCCUGGCGCGGCGACGAGCGAGACCAUCUUGUGUACUACACACGGGCUCUCAGCCUUGGAAUGCCCGGAGAUGCUAUCGUCGCCCACCCUGACCUUCAACGUAUCCAGGUCCUCGGUCUCGUCUCUUUCUAUUACUUGACCAUCAGCCAAGUCAGUCGAUCGUGGGUUAUGAUUGGUUUGGCAUGCCGCCAGGCUAUUGCUCUUGGCCUGCAUCUUCGCAACUUGGAUCCCCACAAAGAUGCUGUGUCUAAGGAGAAAAGGAUCCGGGUUUGGUGGUCCCUCUACUAUAUUGAGAACCUCCUUUGCGAAACUCUCGGGCGGCCUACUGCAGUUGAUCAGAGGUUUUGCUCAACUCCAGCUCCGGCCCCCAUCGACGAAGCCAGCUUGGCCAAGUCCGGAGGAAAGAACCUCGAAGAGUGGAACAGGUGCCAAUCAGAAGCGUCAUCCACCCCGGCGAGCGAGGACAGGAAAGCGGUUCUGGACCUAGAAUCUACUCCAAGCGUUGCGACUAAUUUUCGCAACCGUGUCCAACUCGCAGUCAUCUCCCAAAAGAUCUUGGUCAAUCUUUACUCAGCCACUACCGUUCAGAAAUCCUGGGAACGCGCACAGUACGAGAUCGUUGCUUUGGGCACAGAACUUGACCAGUGGUAUGGGGGCCUCCCAAUGGAAUUCCGGUUUGCCCACUCGGAGGACAAGAAUGCCUUCUGCCGAGAGAAAAUCCUUUUAGGAUUCGGCUUCUACAGUACGAAGAUCCUCCUCAACCGUCCUUGUCUGUGCCGCAUCGACAAGCGGAUCCAAAAGCAGGGACAAGGCUCCAAAAACAUUGAUCAGGAGCGCGCCAGGGAGUGCGUCAUGGCUGCUAGAAGCAUGUCUGACCUUCUUCCCGACAUGGAUGUCCCAGACGUCAACUGGAUGUAUUACAAUGGCCCAUGGUGGUGCAUAGUUCAUCACCUCAUGCAGGCGAUGACUGUUCUGAUGCUGGAGUUGGCGUUCGAAAUGUGCCACAUGAAGGAUCUUUCCGUGAACCAGGAAGGAAUCUUGCAUACUGCCAGGAAGCUGCUCCGCUGGCUCACAAUGAUGGCUGCGAACGGGAAUGAAAGCGCAAAGUCUGCGUGCAAGCAGGCUGAGGAACAAUUCAAAGGGUUCUCGCCUUUUGAACAUAUUGAUACCUCUGACCUUGUGGAGAUGGCCGAACGCGGAUCAGAGCCAGCGUCAGAGCACCUAUCCAAGGAAAGGAAAGGCUCUGCUGACUUCACGCCUGAUCGAAUGCAACACUCAAUACUUGGUUCUUCUGCCCAAGUGAGUGGGACCCCUGAUCAAACCAUGGAGGACCCGGAGCAAUCCAAUGUCCCCAACCAUGUCACCUUCCAGCAUGACCAAGAAGAAUCGUGGCCUCACUACACCGACGAGGAACUGUGGUCUACGGACUGGACCGUACCGGUCGACUCAACAUGGAGCACUGGAGUCUUCCACAACAUGUACGAUUUGAGCAACCCUUUCAUGGCCUUUGGCAACCCACUGGCUCCCCCCUUUCCGCUCGGCGUCACUUUGGGCAGCGAUGCCUCCGCCGCGUUUGUGAGCCAUCAUGUCCCCCACGGAAACUACGAAUACGAGGUUGCGACGAUGUCCCAACCUCAGCAGCAUCACCAACCUCCAACUGAGCACCACCCCUACCAAUUCUCGCCACCAACCCAGGAUCAGCAACAACAGCACUUCGUGCAAUCUAUGGAGCAGCAACCGCAUUUCCAACCACCAUCGACGAAUGACCAAUGGCAGCAAAACCCGCACAAUGACCAUUAA
Molecule: messenger RNA, 2916 nt
Organism: Lasiodiplodia theobromae
Lineage: Eukaryota; Fungi; Ascomycota; Dothideomycetes; Botryosphaeriales; Botryosphaeriaceae
Product: C6 transcription factor
Exons: 5
Coding region: 1-2916 (971 amino acids)
Biological process (GO): regulation of DNA-templated transcription; DNA-templated transcription
Molecular function (GO): DNA binding; zinc ion binding; DNA-binding transcription factor activity, RNA polymerase II-specific
Source: RefSeq, a predicted model, not a curated record